UAAAAAAAAAAAAAAAAAAAAAAACUCUAGAGACACCACACAACACAUCGAUGGCGCCUUCUUCCUCGAGCGGCCUAACCUUCAAGCUCCACCCUCUGGUGAUGCUCAACAUCUCCGACCACUUCACCAGGGUCAAAACCCAGCUCAAUCCUCCACCCUCCUCCUGCGCGAACGGAAAUAACCCCAGCUCCGGCGACGCGACGUUCCCGCAAGAUUUUAGGGUUUAUGGAUGCGUGAUCGGUGCCCAGAAAGGACGAACCGUUGAGAUCUUCAAUAGCUUCGAGCUUUUGUUGGAUCCCACUACUGAUACGCUCGAUAGAUCCUUCUUAGAGAAGAAGCAAGAGCUCUAUCAGAAGGUGUUUCCUAACUUCUAUGUGUUGGGAUGGUACUCUACGGGAAGUGAAGCUAAUGAAUCUGAUAUGAGUAUCCACAAAGCUCUGAUGGAUAUUAAUGAGUCUCCUGUUUAUGUGCUUUUGAAUCCGGCUAUCAAUCACGCACAGAAGGAUCUCCCUGUGACUAUUUAUGAAAGUGAAUUCCAUGUGAUUGAUGGGAUUCCUCAGUCAAUUUUUGUGAAUGCGAGCUACUCAAUCGAGACAGUGGAAGCUGAAAGAAUAUCGGUUGAUCAUGUUGCUCAUCUUAAGCCGUCUGAUGGAGGCUCAGCUGCGACUCAAUUGGCUGCUCAUCUUACAGGCAUUCACAGUGCCAUCAAGAUGCUUAACAGCAGAAUCAGAGUGCUCCAUCAAUAUCUUGGCGCAAUGCAGAAAGGUGAUAUUCCUUGCGACAACUCACUUCUGAGACAAGCAGCUAGUCUACUCAGAAGUCUGCCUGCUGCACAAUCAGAAAAGUUUAAUGAAGAUUUCUUAAUGGAGUACAACGACAAAUUGCUGAUGUCUUACCUAGCAAUGAUCACAAACUGUACCAGCAACAUGAACGAGGUGGUUGACAAAUUCAACACUGCAUACGAGAGGAACAGUCGAAGAGGCGGUAGUAGGACUCCAUUCAUGUAGAGAUUAGUUUCAGCUUAAAACCCUUUUUUGCGGUUCCUAAAAAGAAAUCUAGAACUCUUAAGGUAUUUCACUGUUUGGAAUCUAACAGCUAAUGCGUUCUUCUUUUUUGCUAAAGACUGUUUAGACUACAAUCUAUGUUUAGAUUACUUCUAUUUUUAGUACUUAAAUCAUGCGAGUAAGACUUUUGAAAACAAAACCUGCUUUACC
Messenger RNA from Eruca vesicaria subsp. sativa (arugula), 1214 nucleotides. The record is from the annotation of a GenBank genome assembly. Lineage: Eukaryota; Viridiplantae; Streptophyta; Magnoliopsida; Brassicales; Brassicaceae.